AGACAUUGAGAUUUUCCGUUAUAUGUCAAAAACAAUAACAAUAUCAUGAAUAAGAUAAAUCAUUUAUGAAGAGGUUAGCGCGUUAAAUACGAGGAAUGGAGCUACGUAGUACACGCCAUAAUAGCGAUUACGAGGACUUGGCGGCCAUUCUCGAAGGCCUUGGUCUGCAUGAAGAGAAUAUGGAGUUGCUAGAAAUGAGAGAAAUUUUAAGUGCUUUGCAACAAUCGGUCGACAAUAUAGACACGGAUGACAAUGCUGCGCCUGAAGGUGAAACGGAGUUUAUGUCCAAGCGUAGUGAUGGCGUUUUUAACUCUACAAUGCUAAAGGAUAACAGUGCACAAAGUAGUGGAAGUGAAAGCGCCGAUAAUUCGGGAGUAAGGGAAAGAAUUUUUGUCCAAGCUCAAGUUCAUCACUCUUUGGAUUGGACUCCGGAUUGGUGGAAUCAACAAGAAGACUUGCAACCCGCUCAGCCUUCGACAACUUCUCCUACGUUUGAUAAUAACAGUUUUUCUAUUUAUAAAGAUCCUAAACAAUACGACUCCGCGACAAUGCAACAAUCGGAGACAGGUAACGAGGAUUUUCAUGAGCAAAGGGGUCCUGUAUCCGUGCGACAAGGUGAUGAUUGUCAGGAGCAUUCAGUUUCAACAUCGUUUUCAAUGAGUGGCAGUGCAUUAUCGUCUGGUAAUAGCCAAGUUAGGGAACGACAUUUAGAGCUCAGCACUAGCAGUGCUGUUGUAUCGGAUCAGGAAGAAUCAUCGAAUCUUAAUGAUUGCGAUGAGCUAUCUAUUUAAUGUGAAAGCAAAGAAUCAGCA
Molecule: messenger RNA, 812 nt
Organism: Glossina fuscipes
Lineage: Eukaryota; Metazoa; Arthropoda; Insecta; Diptera; Glossinidae
Exons: 4
Coding region: 96-791 (231 amino acids)
Source: RefSeq, a predicted model, not a curated record